Molecule: messenger RNA, 1671 nt
Organism: Trichogramma pretiosum
Lineage: Eukaryota; Metazoa; Arthropoda; Insecta; Hymenoptera; Trichogrammatidae
Product: nucleoporin NUP53
Exons: 4
Coding region: 201-1166 (321 amino acids)
Biological process (GO): nuclear pore organization; regulation of DNA-templated transcription; NLS-bearing protein import into nucleus
Cellular component (GO): nuclear pore nuclear basket; nuclear pore central transport channel; nuclear membrane
Molecular function (GO): structural constituent of nuclear pore; single-stranded DNA binding; phospholipid binding
Source: RefSeq, a predicted model, not a curated record
UCGCACACACACACUCGUCGACUUUCGUCGGAUCCCGAUUACCGAGUUCGGAGCUGCUGCUGCUCGACAAUUUUGAGGGGAGUUUUCAAAAUUUAAACUCGUUUAACGUAUAAUUCAGUGCCAAGUCUCUCGACACCUCUAUCACUGGCUAGGCCAUUCUCUGCAAUCUCGACAACUUUAUCCAUCUUUUUUCAUCAAGAAUGGAACCAAUGAGUCUAGGAUCACCCAUUGGUAGUCCAGCCCAACCAGCUAACAGUCCAGGGCCUGGAUCAAACUUUCUUCCUGGAUUUCUAUUAGGUGAUACUAAUCCAAGAAUUGGUGUCAUGUCUCCUGAAUCCAAUAGAUACUCACAUAUGCAUGGAACUCCAAGCACUCCGCUUGGAGGGUACGCUACACCCGAGCUAAGAAUGAACCGACAGAAAGCCAUGUUUGCAAGCGGUAGCAAUCCAAGUUUAUCUCAAAUUGCACCAGAAAAUCAUGCGAAUGGACCACCUACAAAAUCUUUAUACGAUAGUUUAGAUACAAAGCAAACAAUGAGUACUCCUCAAAGUGUUACACUUAAUAAUCAGAGCUUUAAUCACUCCAGAGUCCUUGGAUCAGGAUUUGCAAAUACUACGGUCAAUGCCCCAUAUUGUGAAACUCCAAUUAACCAAACACAAAAUGAAUCAACUCAAGGUCUGCUACAGUGGAUCACUGUAUUUGGUUUUCCGAUGGCUGCUCUAAACAUAGUAUUGUCGCAUAUUUCCAGCAGAGUGAGAAUAAUUGAUAAGCAUCCAGCUCCUCAUUCUCAGAGCAAUUGGAUUCAUCUCAAGUGUUCUAGUGAUCAAGAAGCUCAAAGGGCAUUAGCGUGCAAUGGUAAUAUUGUUUCAGGAUCAGUUAUGAUAGGUGUUAUUCCUUGUACUGAUGAAGGCGUAAUACUUGGAACCGACAAAGAAAACAGAUCAAAACUAAGUGAAAGUAUGAGAAUGUUUUCAACACCUGUUAAAGCAGGUCACAUGACUGGAGUUGGCGCGAAUAAAACACCAGUCAGAAUACCAAAUGCUCGACCACUGGUUUCUGGUUAUAACCAACAUAUGAGCCCUCAAGCUGUUAGAUCACCCGAUAAUGUUCCACACAAAUCAACUGGAUUAGUUACAAAAGCCAUGGAGUAUGUUUUUGGAUGGUGAUUCAUUGUGUACUCAUUGCCUGACAAUUGCUCAACGAGCAAUAAUAAUUUUAUAUUUGUAAUUAGUGGAUCUUAACUCAAAUCUGAUUCAACUAGUAUUUUUACGAAUGAAAUAUGGACAUGAAUAUUUUAAUAUUGUUGCUUGUUUUGUGGUAAAAGUAAAUAAAAUUUCAUGUGUUGAUAUAGGGUAAAUAUUGAGUGCUAUUUUUUGAAUUCUCAUGGAUAGCAAGAUUGUUUUCGAUGAAAUGAAUUUCAUAGAUGCUAUUGCAACAAUUAUUUUUAAAAAAUAAUUAGCUUACAAUCUAAAUUGCUCUUUUAAUAUUUUGUAAAAAGUUUUUCUGAUUCUGUAUUGAAUGUUGUUUAUUAAUUGAGGCUAGUUUUUUGAUUUUUGCACCAACAAAGUAGAUAAUGCAAUUGAAAAAUCAUAGAUUACUAGAAAAAACCAGCGAAUAAAUACUUGUAAAUGCUAAUGAAAUAAAACCUUUAUUUUUACUUCUUUAAAAAAA